Cynara cardunculus var. scolymus (artichoke) is the source of this 558-nucleotide messenger RNA. RefSeq names its product VQ motif-containing protein 31-like. The record is from RefSeq and is a predicted model, not a curated record. The transcript has a single exon. NCBI's taxonomy places the organism in Eukaryota, Viridiplantae, Streptophyta, Magnoliopsida, Asterales, Asteraceae. The coding region runs from base 1 to 558 and encodes 185 amino acids.
AUGGCUUCUUUCUUUAACGGCAACAAUGUUGAAGUGUUCGGUCCGAACUCAAAACCCGCCACCACCUUUGUCCAAACCGACCCUUCUAAUUUCCGCGCCGUCGUCCAACGACUCACCGGAGCUACCACCCUCUAUCAACCGUCUGCUUCAGCCUACAAACUACCAAUCUCCACCCCCUCCCACCAUGCCGGAAAACCCACCUUUACUGAAAUUGGUCGCCGGAGAUCCGGUUAUAAGCUUCAUGAACGGAGGAAAACCAUUAGGAAGCUCGAGAUCAGUGUUGAAAAUGUGGCACGGCGGCCUUUGAUGUCUCCGGCGGCAAGAAAGAGGAGUGUGAGGGCGGAUGGUGAGAUGGUGGUGGCGUCGCCGGUGUCGACGCUGGAUGUUUGUGGUGGUGAAGGGAGCUGCCCUGGGACGCCGAUGGAGGAAGAGGAAGAAAAAGCCAUUGCUGAGAAGGGUUUUUACUUGCAUCCGAGUCCGAAAAGAGGAUCCGAACCCAAACUUUUGGUUUUAUUUCCUCUUAAUUCUCCUAUAAACGACCCAUCUUAUUCUCCAUAA